AUGGAACAACUAGAGAAACUCAAAGCGUUAUCGAAUUUCACCAGCACAGGAUCAUUCAAGAGUUCGCAUUCGAUUCCCGUUGAUGCAGCCUACGCCUUCGGUCUUCUGUUCAUUUUGUGUGGAAUUGCGGCAUUUCUGUUCAAUUUCACCAUUUUAUACGUGUUCUUUCGACGCAGACGAAGUUUCUUCUCGCAUGUUUUCUACAUUAUGAUAUUCAAUUUCGCACUUAUUGAUCUCCUCAAAAGUAUAUGCUCAAUUGUUUGGGCAUUGAAACUGCUACCGUUCGGUAUCACCUCGUCAAUGGUGUUCAUGAAAAUCGAUCAGCUCACUCUGAUGAUUCUUCGUUUCUCGAAUUUGGCCACAAUUCUGAAUCUGCUUAUGAUUACACUUAAUGAAUAUUUGUUCAUUGUUUAUCCAUUACGCUAUCGACAAAUUGUUACCAGAUGUCGUGUAAUCGCACUCAUAAUUGUUUGCUGGUUAAGUGCGUGGAUAUUCACCGUAUCAAUACUACUGAUCGGAUCCAGAGAACAGUCCAUCUAUAUCAAGCCGGAUUGCAUCGCAAAACGUUGGUCCAUUAGAAGAGUGCUGAAUCAUGAACUAACUUUGAAAAAACGAUUUUCAUGUUCUCCAAAUUAA
This is a messenger RNA of Anisakis simplex (herring worm), 636 nucleotides long. The record is from the annotation of a GenBank genome assembly. NCBI's taxonomy places the organism in Eukaryota, Metazoa, Nematoda, Chromadorea, Rhabditida, Anisakidae.